AUGCGCUGGGCGUUGGUCGUCGUGGCAGUUAACUGUAUCUCACAAACUGCCGUGGAGUGCUGGCAUGAGCACUUCAACAGGUACGCUGGGGAAGGUCAGCACCAAGGAUACCCACACCCAGCAACAUAUACUCGCGGUCCUCAUGUGGGGCAUACCGGCCCCCCGGAUUCGACCCUGUUGUAUCCAGGGUCAGAAUGGUAUGGUGUGCAGCAGGAAGCAAUGACAGAAGGAAGCAGCAUGCCACAGUAUCCUCUCCACCACCACCACGGUGCGCCUUCCCGCGGGUAUAAUGCCCGCCAACAAGUUAGCCCUUGGGGGUCGCUUCUGCGGCUUGCCAAAGUUUUGCAGCACUCGGCUCCCCAGCAACGGACGGCCUUCCUACGCCAGUUCUGCUUUUCAGUUGUCCGACUAAGGACCCCUUUUGUGGGUCUCGGCGGUAAUAGAGGUACAGGCAGCACAGCCUCGAAGGAAAAUAGGAGAGGUUCGGAAUCAGGGAGCUUCGAGAAAAUCAGCGAUGCAGAUAUUACUGUAUUGGCUACAAAGCUCUCUGGGGUUGUUGGCGCUGCUGAGGGCGCUCCUGAAUCGAGUCGCAUGCUGGCAGAGCGCAUGCUGUUGCCUUUUGGAAGGCUAGUUGAGGAAGGAGAACAAUUUUUGUUUGAUGUAGCGAGACAGGGGGAUGCGACUCUGAUGAUCUCCGCAUUGAGCCAAGUGGUUCCGCCCGUUAUGAAGGGUUUGUCUUAUCUUGAGGCCCCGCAAAGCCAAGGGGCCUCAGGAGUCUUGGAACCAGUUCGCGAUUCGCUUUUAAGACGAGCUAGAGAACUAGAUCGGGCCUUGCUGGCGGCGCAGGGCGACCCGCAGCUUGUGAGUAAGUUUUAUAGAGAUGCUACUGAAGAGGAGCUUCAGAGAGAAAAGAACUUGGCUGCGGUGGAGGGGAGCUCUCACCAGAGCCGGCACAUUCCACCUGUCAUUGGGGAAGGAGCCCCACUGAACAAGAAAAACAAUUUUCACAAGGUGGGCAAGCGGAUCGCGACAAUCAUGUUCCUGUGUCUGGCAUUCUUUACAGCCCACAGUGCCAUGUCGCGCCUUUUGCCCUCAUUUGACGCUAGGGGGCAAUCGCGUUCGGGUGCAGGCCGCAUGGGUGGAGAUUUUGAUAUGGAGCGCCUUUCUAGAGAAGUAGAGGCGGAGCAGCAAGAAGCUUUUAGACGGCAUGAAGAGUGGUUUCGUCGGCAGCAGGCAAUGGCUCAGGCUGCUUUCAAUACUCCAAAUGGCUCUGUUCACCAUGACAGUGCUUACCCUGGCUUUUCUCCGGGCACUUACCCAGCUGGCCCCUAUGCAUCCAACCAGCCGCCUAGCGCUCCUCAGAAUACCCCUAAUGGGCCCUACGGCGACCCUUCUCGCGUAACUCCUUCAGCACCUCCCAUGCCUCCCGGCGGUUUCUCAGAUAAGUCAUCUCCACCCCCGAGCUAUGCUGAGGCAAUGGGGCUCAGCUAA
Eimeria necatrix is the source of this 1491-nucleotide messenger RNA. RefSeq lists its product as hypothetical. NCBI's taxonomy places the organism in Eukaryota, Apicomplexa, Conoidasida, Eucoccidiorida, Eimeriidae. The coding region runs from base 1 to 1491 and encodes 496 amino acids. The record is from RefSeq and is a predicted model, not a curated record. The transcript has a single exon.